UCACGUGGUCUGAUUACAAGCCAAUCAGCGGGCAGUAUUCUGCAGCUGUUUAACUGCAAUGGCGGACACAAUGAAGCUUAGUGGAAAUCACCCUCCUCCUCGUGAAUCCAGCAACAUGUCCAGCAGCUACAGGGACUGCAUGUGUGCGAUACUGAAGCUCUUUUCAGACUUCGGGAGAGAGCUCAAAUUGAGUGAUGCUGCUCUGAGAAUAGAAGUCAACAUCGAUGCUGUGGAUCUCCCGUCAUCUCCAGAUGCUCACGUGCACAGCUGUUUGCAGGAGCAUAUCACUAAAUUACAGGCUGUUUCAGAAAGCUUAAAGACGCUAGUGGAUGCUCAGGGCGAUACAUCAUCUACAAAAGACGUCACAACAGACGAUGCCGUCACCUCGUCGUCACUCAGAGAGCAGAUGACGGAUCUGUCUGAGUUUUAUCCUCAGAGCGCCGACGACGAAGACAGCAAGACGGCAGAGGAUGACGUCAUGGUUCAGAUCCGAGCCAAGAAGUCAGAGAUUGAGCGAAGAAUAUCUGCAUUUAUGGAACGCAAGCAGAUGGAGAUCAAUGAAAACAAUGUACGCGAGUUUUGCAACGUGAUCGACUGCAAUCAGGUAGAAAACAGCUGUGCCAGGACAGAUGCAGUUUUCACUCCUUAUCCAGGUUUCAAAAGCCACGUGAAAGUUACCCGGGUGGUGAACACUUACGGGCCCCAGACUCGCAGUGGGGGGGGCCAGGGAGAGGCAGGGGAUCCGCAGAGGGGCCCGAUGUUGAGAGACUGUGGAAACGCAGCCAUAGAAGAGCGACUUCAGAACAUCGAGACUCACCUGAGACUCCCCACAGCGGGCCCUGUUCCUCUGAGUGUGUACCAGAGGCUGAAGAAGCUGGAGGAUCGGAUCCUGGAGCUGGAGGGACUCUCCCCGGAGUACUUUCAGUCCACGAGUCACCUACACAAGCGACCAAAGACGUCCCCUGCUCAGGCCUGCAGUCUGACGGAGCUGGAUGAGAAGAUCAGUGCCGUGAAAGCAGCGCUAUUGAAGAGGGUGAAUGAAUUUGGGCCUGGAUAUGAAGAAGAGUCACUGUAACACCUCUGUCCAAAUACACUGUCUUUACGUCUAAAACUUCUGUGUUUCUCACCAUCAAAAGCUUUUCUUAUGAGCUUAAUUUGACUGUAUUUCUAUAAAUAGUUUUGUAGUUAACUGACAUAAUUGUCCUGUAAUGAAAUAUAUUUUCCCUUCAUGAAUGUUUCGACUCAUGAGUUUUACAUGUAAACUAUUAACUGGGAUGCAUGUGCAAUCGGAAUCUUAAUGUUGUCCAUAGUUUCUACAAAUAAACUUGCCUUGCCUAAAAUAAACUG
Molecule: messenger RNA, 1347 nt
Organism: Trematomus bernacchii (emerald rockcod)
Lineage: Eukaryota; Metazoa; Chordata; Actinopteri; Perciformes; Nototheniidae
Gene: mbip
Product: MAP3K12 binding inhibitory protein 1
Exons: 9
Coding region: 59-1075 (338 amino acids)
Cellular component (GO): cytosol
Source: RefSeq, a predicted model, not a curated record